AGCCACGAAAAUGUCACGUGAUUGGCGUUAGGGUCCAUAUGCGGGCAAUUAAACACAGUUAAGCAUGGGGAAGAAGAAGAAGGGUUUGGGGAGAGCUCUGAUCAAGGAGAGGAACCGCACCGGCCAUGGCGGCAGAGGACACGACACGUGGCUUCAUACUAGUGAGUUAAACGACGGAUACGACUGGGGUCGCCUCAAUCUGCAGUCUGUGACGGAGCAGAGCGCUCUGGAGGAUUUCCUGGCCACAGCCGAACUUGCUGGAACGGAGUUUAUCGCAGAGAAGCUGAACGUCAGAUUCGUGCCGGCGGAAGCCCGGACUGGCUUACUAACAGCCGAGGAAUCCAAAAGACUGAAGAAACUGCACAGAGAGAACAGACAGUUUCUCCGUAUCCCACGGAGGCCUCCCUGGGAUGAGCACACAAGUUCAGAGGAUCUCCAGCAAGCUGAGAGGGACAACUUCCUGACAUGGAGGCGAGACUUAGCAAGGCUGGAAGAGGAACAGAAGCUGAUUCUUACACCUUUUGAGAGGAAUCUGGAUUUUUGGAGACAGCUCUGGAGAGUCAUUGAGAGAAGCGAUGUUGUGGUUCAGAUUGUUGAUGCCAGAAACCCUUUGCUGUUCCGUUGCCCAGAUCUAGAAAAGUAUGUUAAAGAAGUGUCCAGUCACAAGGUGAACAUGCUGCUUCUGAACAAAGCGGACCUGCUGACCCGGGAGCAGCGUCGGGCCUGGGCCAGGUACUUCCAGAAAGAGGGCAUGAGGGCCGUGUUCUGGUCAGCCCUGACCGAGGCCCAGCGGCUAGAGGCCGAGGAGAAGGGACGGGAGGAGGAGGCAGGUCAGGAGACGAGCGAUCCAGAAAGCGAGGGAGCCGGGGAGGACACUUCGGUCAGCCCCUCUGGACCUCGGGACCUGCAGGAGAGGCAUGAAGAGGAAAAUGAGAGUGACCCCGAUGAUGAUGAUGAGGAGGAGGAGGAGGAAGAGGAAGAGGGGAUGGCAGCGAGGUCUGGGGACUGUAGUUCGGAGGCUGACUGGCAGACCUGCUCUGAGGCAUCUGGAGAUGAGGCAGAACUGGAGGACGAAGGUUCCUCGGACCGAGCUUCUUUUCAUAACUCGAGCCGCCUACUACGCAAAGAUGAACUCCUGGAAGUGUUUAAGUCUGCACAGUCUGGGCCCAAGUGCAAGGAGGGCCAGCUCACUGCAGGACUGGUUGGUUAUCCUAAUGUUGGGAAAAGCUCCACAAUCAACACCAUUCUGAGGAAUAAGAAGGUUUCGGUCUCUGCUACACCUGGACACACUAAGCACUUUCAGACGCUGUUUGUGGAGCCCGGACUCUGUCUGUGUGACUGCCCCGGCUUGGUCAUGCCUUCCUUCCUGUCCACCAAAGCAGAAAUGAUCUGUAAUGGAAUUCUCCCCAUCGACCAGAUGCGAGACCACGUCCCGGCUGUCUCCCUCGUUUGUCAAACUAUUCCGCGAUCUGUGCUGGAGGGAAUUUAUGGGAUCAACAUCAUUAAACCCAGAGAAGACGACGAUCCUGACCGCCCACCCACUGCUGAGGAGUUGCUGACAGCUUAUGGAUAUAUGAGGGGCUUCAUGACAGCCCACGGCCAGCCAGACCAGUCCCGAUCUGCCCGCUACGUCCUGAAAGACUACGUUAGUGGAAAACUGCUCUACUGUCACCCUCCUCCACACAUCAACGCCGACCAGUUCCAGACUCAGCACUCCAAGUUCACAAAGUGGCCCGUUCAGGAACAGCCUUCCUCUCGGAACAACAGAGCUUCCAAGGUCAAACGGAUCGAGAACUCUGUCGAUAAAAACUUCUUUCAUCAGGAGAACGUUCGCGCAUUGACGAAGGGGGUACAGCUGGUGAUGGGAUACCAGCCUGGCAGUGGGCGCCAGGACCAGGGCCCGUCUGCCCCAGAAAAGCAGGCUGGUAAACCCUGGAAAAAGCACGGCAACAGGAAUAAGAAGGAGAAAGUGAGAAGACUCUACAAACACCUGGACGCUUGAAUGUGGCCACGUCCGACAAAAAUGUCUGAGACAUCCAAAAAAAGAGAGAGGUCUUUUUCAUUUGUGCCUCCGAUUGUGGGUCAUGUAACUCUUUUAUAAGAUUUUUUCUUAAAUGCUAAACAUUCCAGCAUGAAAAUAAAGCGUUUUCUGUCGCUCGGAUCAUCCAACGCGAGAACUGAUCUAUUUUUGGGGAGGUCGGUGCACAGCUCAGACCCUCUUUAUAAUAAACGAAGUGACCCUCUUA
Messenger RNA from Electrophorus electricus (electric eel), 2246 nucleotides. RefSeq names its product large 60S subunit nuclear export GTPase 1 (gene lsg1). Gene Ontology annotation, biological process: ribosomal subunit export from nucleus. Gene Ontology annotation, molecular function: GTP binding; GTPase activity. Gene Ontology annotation, cellular component: cytosol. Lineage: Eukaryota; Metazoa; Chordata; Actinopteri; Gymnotiformes; Gymnotidae. The record is from RefSeq and is a predicted model, not a curated record.